ACCAAAAGGAGAAGACGCGAGAAGACAAGCAAUCGAAUCGAAUCCAAGCGCGAAAACCCACGGCCGCCCCCCUCCCCCGAUCAGGGUCCCCCGUUCGGUCGGCUAAGGUUUGCUACUAAAAACAUGUGUAAUUUUUUGCCCCUCUGCUUACGGAGAAACACGCGAUGACGCCGCGCUUUUAUAACCGCGCGUCCACCACGAUUCCCCCUUUACUACGUUCUCUCCAUUCCAUCUCCCCCCAAUCGCUCGGGCGCAAUGCGCAGCAGCAGCAGCAAGGCCACACCCACAACCUCCCCUGCUUUUCGCGUCCUCUGCUCUCCUCCUAGGUUAGCAGCGGCUUUGCCAACGAGAUAGAUAGGCAAAAGAGAAAGUACUUGCAUAGCCCAACAAGGCAACAGCUGCUGCUACCCUCUCUUUCUUUUCUCUGCUUCUCCUUGCUCUCUCUUCUCUUCCUUUCUUUCUUUCUAUCUCCUGCAGUGCCAAGAGUCCAAGACCCAACAAGGGGGAGGACGGAGGAGGCGAGGCAGAGGCAUCUCACCGAAGGGGGAAGGGCGACGCCAUGUGGGACCUCAAUGACUCGCCGGCGGCCGAGGCCGCGCCGCCGCCGCUGUCGCCGUCCGCCGACGACUCCGGCGCCUCCUCGUCCUCGGCCGCCGCCGUCGUCGAGAUACCCGACGACGCCGACGACGACUCGGCCGCUGUGGUUGUCGUCACGCGCCAGUUCUUCCCUCCGGCCGUCCCGGGCGGCGGCGGCGACCCCGCCCCCGGGAACGCGCGCGCCGGGUGGCUCCGCCUGGCCGGAGCCGCCCCGCCGGUCGCUGCAACGGGGCCGGCGGCGUCGGCGGCGGUGUCCAAGAAGAGCCGGCGCGGGCCGCGGUCGCGCAGCUCGCAGUACCGCGGCGUCACGUUCUACCGCCGCACCGGGCGAUGGGAAUCGCACAUAUGGGAUUGUGGCAAGCAGGUCUAUUUGGGCGGAUUUGACACUGCUCAUGCGGCGGCUCGGGCGUACGAUCGGGCGGCGAUCAAGUUCCGCGGCGUGGAGGCCGACAUCAAUUUCAGCUUGGAGGAUUACGAGGAUGACCUGAAGCAGAUGAGCAACCUGACCAAGGAGGAGUUCGUCCACGUGCUCCGGCGGCAGAGCACGGGGUUCCCCCGGGGAAGCUCCAAGUACAGGGGCGUGACGCUCCACAAGUGCGGGAGAUGGGAGGCUCGGAUGGGCCAAUUCCUCGGCAAGAAGUACGUCUACUUGGGGCUGUUCGACACCGAGGAGGAAGCUGCCAGGGCGUACGACCGCGCUGCCAUCAAGUGCAAUGGCAAGGAUGCGGUGACGAACUUCGAUCCAAGCAUUUACGCCGGGGAGUUCGAGCCGCCGGCGGCCACGGGUGAUGCCGCCGAGCACAACCUGGACCUCUCGCUUGGGAGCUCGGCGGGCUCCAAGAGGGGCAACGUUGACGGUGGCGGGGACGACGAGAUCACCGGCGGCGGUGGCGGUGGCGCGGGCUCCGACCAGCGCGUCCCUAUGGCGUUCGACCUUGACUGGCAAACGGCGGCGGCGAGGAGCACCAAAGCUAAGUUCGACCAGAACUCGAACCAUCCCCAGAUGCCUCCGGUCCUGCAGGUCACCCACCUGCCAUUCAGUCCCAGGCAUCAUCACCAAUUCUUGAGCAAUGGUGAUCCGGGGACAGCGGGAGGCCUGUCACUGACGAUCGGCGCAGGCAUGGCCGGGCACUGGCCUCCCCAGCAGCAGCAGGGGUGGGGCAACGCCGGCGGCAUGAGCUGGCCGCACCCGCCGCACCCGCCGCCGCCGCCGACCAACGCCGCGGCCGCCGCAACCGCUACAGCAGCUGCAGCAUCAUCACGAUUCCCUCCCUACAUUGCGACGCAAGCCUCAACCUGGCUGCAGAAGAACGGGUUCCAUUCCCUGACCCGGCCCACCUAAGAUGAUCAAAGAUUUAAAAUUCAAGAUCGCUGCAUUCAUCGUCUCCUCGUCGAUCGAUCAUGGCAAAGAUCGAUGGAGAGAGAGAGGUGUGUGUCACUGACGCAGGGAAAAACUCAAUGCAGAUUUACCAGCAAGAACAAGAGCUGGAUGCUAUUCUUUUGCUCUACCUUUUUUCUUCUCUCUUUCUUCUUCUCUGUUUCUUGAUUGGGCGAGCGAGAUGGAGAUGGAUCUGAUCAUGAAUGGGACACAAGUGGGCAUGUAAAUGAGGAGCUCCCUAGAAGGCGAGAGAGAUUGGCCAAGCGUCGCCUCAAGCAGUGUAGGAGUAUCUAUCUUUUGCCGUUUCGCUCGCUUUCUUUCCUUCUUUUCUUUCACCAUGGCCAACAACGAUGACUCUGGGUGUCAACAUCACAGCUCAUUUUGUUCGGUCUCAUGUUGCAUCAUUCACUGCAUGAUGACCAUGAUUCGGGAAAAUUUGCUCCAUGCACCUCCGCUUGGCCGACAACACUUGCCCUCUAGUAAGCAUCCUUAAACACCCACGGUUUCUACUACUAUUCAUCGCUUUAUAAAUCCUACGGAGUGCUAGCUUUACGCUACUACUACUGUCAUGUAAUCUAUCAUCAUCAAAAGAGACGAUCAGAUUAACAUAUAUGUCAACUAUUUAAGCUUUGGCUCUUUGCUUUCCAAGAAA
Oryza sativa Japonica Group (Japanese rice) is the source of this 2627-nucleotide messenger RNA. Lineage: Eukaryota; Viridiplantae; Streptophyta; Magnoliopsida; Poales; Poaceae. The record is from RefSeq and is a predicted model, not a curated record.